Messenger RNA from Emiliania huxleyi CCMP1516, 1587 nucleotides. RefSeq lists its product as hypothetical. The transcript has a single exon. Gene Ontology annotation, molecular function: arylsulfatase activity. Bases 1 to 1587 code for a protein of 528 amino acids. Lineage: Eukaryota; Haptophyta; Isochrysidales; Noelaerhabdaceae. The record is from RefSeq and is a predicted model, not a curated record.
AUGCCGGUGACCGUGCACGCCUGCACCGCGCCGCCGCCGCCGCCGCGUAAGGACCCGUUCCCUCCCUUCUCUCCCUCGCCGCCCCCCUCUCCUCCGCUGCCUCCGCCUCCGCCAGGCUCGCCGCCGCUGCCUCCCUCCCCAUCGCCACCCCCAGCGUCCCCGCCCCCGCCGCCCGGGUCGCCACCGCCGCCUCCAUCCCCGUCGCCGCCGCCAGCGCCGUUUCUACCGCCGCCGCCGCCCUCGCCACCGCCGGCGCCCAAGCCUCCCCCCUGGCGCGGAAAGCCGAACAUCAUUCUCAUCAGCGUCGACGACAUGGGCUACGGCGACCCCUGCUCAUAUCACCACGGCUGCGCCAUCCCCACUCCCAACAUCGACAGGCUGGCGAGUGAGGGAGUGCGAUUCACCGAUGGGUACGUCACCGCCCCCGUCUGCGGGCCCAGCCGCGGUGGGCUGCUGACGGGUGCGUACCAGCAGCGCUUUGGCAACCAGGGCAAUAACGACUACGCCUAUCAGAUUCCAGGACAGCACAAGACGAUGCCAGAAGCGCUCAAGGCCGCCGCGCGCUACCACACGGGCAUGGUUGGCAAAUGGAACAUGCCGCGCCGGGCGGAGCACGUCUUUGACGAGAUGGACGACGUGAUGGUCUGGGCGGGUGAGUACUGGCCAAUCGAGGGGGAGGAUUACGUCGGGGUGGACGGGGUCAACCCAAUGGCGGUGACGGGGCUUCCGCAUUGGGGGCCAGCCCGCCCGGGAGACGAGUACCUCACCGACCGGCUCACGCGCAAGGCGGUCGAGUUCAUCCAGCGCAACCGCUGGAAAGACUUCUUCCUCUACCUAGCCUACAAUGGUCCGCACGACCCGUGGCAGGCCAAGCAGGUACACAACGUGCAGUACUCGUACGUCCAGCCGGAGCCCAAGCGCAUCUACGCCGGCAUGGUGGCCGCCAUCGACGAGGGCAUCGGACGCGUGCUGAGCACGCUUGAUCAGUAUGGCCUCGACGGCGGCAAGACGCUGAUCGCCUUCCUCUCCGAUAACGGCCCCGACUUUGGCCGGCGCGGGCAGCACGGCUGGGAGGCGCACUGGCCCAGCCACAUCAUGAUGGGCGACCCUGGCCCAUUCAGCGGCUCAAAGAACCAGUUCUGGGAGGGAGGCAGCCGCAUCCCCUUCAUCCUCCGCUGGCCGGGCGAGAUCGCCGCCGGGAGCAUCUACCGCCAGCAGGUCAUGUCCUUCGACCUUCUGCCGACCUUCAUCGCCGCCGCACACGGUCGGAUGCCGGCCGGGACCGACAGCGACGGGGUGGACUUGCUGCCCUACGUGCGCGGGUACAGCGGCGGUAGCCCGCACGAUAUCCUCUUCUGGAAGGGCGAGAAGCAGGGCGCCGCCCGCAUGGGCGACUGGAAGUACCUUCGCGGCUACCCGCCCGGCUCGCACCAGCUCUUCAACCUGAAAACCGACAUCAAGGAGUUGCGCGACGUGUCGCAUGCAAACGGCGCCAUCUUCUCGGAGCUCACGAGCCGCUGGAAGGCGUGGUGCAUGACGCUGCCCAGGUCUCAUAGCGGUGCCAGCCCAGCUGGAGACUGCAACUGA